AUGGGGCGGCGUAGGAGGCUGUUACCUCCGAACAGUCACUCUAUCUUAACCUUACUCGUCGCUGCCUUGAAACGCAAAGUGCAGAAGAGUCUCCCACUCGCAAGCAAACCAAUUCCAGAUCCCUUCUUUGCUGAACAUAUCGCAUAUCUUAAGGAAAUGCCGAAUCACCCUGAUGUACCGCGAUGGCGCGACAUUCCCGCCCUCAAAGAUCUCCUCCCGGUGGUGUCCUUUUCCGACGUAUCUGAGCUUCACCUGGAUCUCGAUCCCAAAUUCCACAAGAGUGUACAUUGCUACGCGUCCCUCCUCCAUGUUUUAACCAAGCAUGGAGUCGCGUGCGACGUGCCUCUGAUCAUGUCCUUCAUGACGCAUGCAUGCGUGACAGAUAAAGAUCGUUCGCUUGUUAUCGACGUGUAUAAGCAAUACAAACUUGCCUCACUCGCUCUUGCUAUGAGGAUCUGUUGGAUUCACUGGCUAGAUCUGAUAUGGCGUUGGCAUGUGGUGGUGUCGCAACAGUAUGUGUGUAAGAUGAUUCAGUCUGGACUGACUCCUAAUCUUACCACAUUUACAUCUUUGAUUAUGGGUUACUGUAGAACCGGUGAUGCAGAUGCUGCUCUUAGGGUUUUCCAAAGGAACAUGGUGCAGCAAUAUGGGUGUGUUCCUGACUUGAAAUGCUACGAGCAGCUAAUGGGUGGGAUUUGUGAAGCUAACAAACUGGGGAUAGCUUGGAUGUUGUUGGAUUGCCUCCUAGUGAGAUUGUUUUUGAGAAGUUGCUUAGGUGUUGCUGCGUGCUGCACAAGUAUGGGGAAGCUGCGAACAUUGUUGAAGAUAUGA
This is a messenger RNA of Microthlaspi erraticum, 831 nucleotides long. The record is from the annotation of a GenBank genome assembly. Lineage: Eukaryota; Viridiplantae; Streptophyta; Magnoliopsida; Brassicales; Brassicaceae.